GAACCUCUCAACAUCAUCAUCACCAUCCAGACCUCCAAGCAGUACAGUAUAGCAGCACCACCUCCACCACCACCACCUCCUCCAUCACCGAGAGAGAGAGAGAGAGAGAGAGAGCAGGAGAAGCGUCCUCACCGCCUCCUGAGCAGACACUGUCCGAUCAGAGAGAGAGAGAGAGAAGUAGAGAGAGAGGGAGUAGUUGUCUCUGACAAUAUAGAGACUCCUACCACGUACUGUAGCUUACUUUUUCCCCUCCCGGCGACGUCCUCAGCUAAGUUGCGCUCCUGGAUUUUAAGUGCGUCUCUCGGCUAAAGUCUGUCCUCAUCAAGCAGCAGCUCCAGACCUCCGAACCACCGGCGGACUGCUUGUUGUAUCUCUCUUCACCAAGAUUUCAUGCCUAAUAAAGUACGGAUGCUGGAAUCUGUGAGUUGAUUGGAACAAAUAGAAAGCAGAAAAAAGACAGAUAAAGGAAGAGCAGGAGAGUGAGGAGAAAGAAGAAAGAGGAGAGAGAAGAAAGCAUAAAGUUCUUUAGAAAGAGGAGAGAAAGAAAGAGACGGGGACGAUGGGGAGGAAAAAGAUUCAGAUCACGCGGAUUAUGGAUGAACGCAACAGACAGGUGACAUUUACAAAGCGAAAGUUUGGCCUGAUGAAGAAGGCGUAUGAGCUGAGCGUGCUGUGUGACUGUGAGAUUGCCCUGAUCAUCUUUAAUAGCACCAACAAGCUGUUCCAGUAUGCCAGCACAGACAUGGACAAGGUCCUGCUUAAAUACACCGAGUACAACGAGCCCCAUGAGAGCAGGACCAACUCCGACAUUGUGGAGACAUUGAGAAAGAAGGGCCUAAACGGCUGUGACAGCCCAGACCCCGACGCAGACGACUCGGUCGGCCACAGCCCCGAGUCCGAGGACAAGUACAGGAAAAUAAAUGAGGACAUUGAUCUGAUGAUCAGCAGACAGAGACUGUGUCAGGCCGUGCCCCAAUCAAACUAUGACAUGCCUGUGUCCAUUCCCGUUAGCAACCAGAACAAUCUCAUUUACAGCCAUCCCGGUGGUUCCCUAGGCAACCACAACCUGUUGCCAUUGGCGCACCAUGGCCUACAGAGAAACAGCAUGUCUCCCGGAGUUACACACAGACCCCCCAGUGCAGGUGGCCUCAUGGGUGCUGACCUCACCACUGGCGCAGGCACCAGUGCUGGAAAUGGAUAUGGGAACCAUCGCAACUCACCAGGUCUGCUGGUUUCUCCUGGUGGCAUGAACAAGAACAUGCAGGCUAAGUCUCCUCCGCCUAUGAAUUUAGGCAUGAACAACCGCAAACCUGACCUACGUGUGCUCAUACCCCCUGGCGCCAAGAACAACAUGCCCUCCAUCAACCAGAGAAUAAACAACUCUCAGUCCGCUCAGUCAUUGGCCACCCCAGUGGUGUCAGUAGCAACUCCCACUCUUCCAGGACAGGGCAUGGGCGGUUACCCAUCAGCCAUCUCUACUUCUUAUGGUACCGAGUACUCCCUGAAUAGUGCAGACCUGUCCUCCCUGUCUGGCUUCAACAGCGGCAGCUCCCUUCACCUUGGCUCAAUGAGUGGGUGGCAACAACAACACCUUCAGAACAUGCAGCAUUCAGCCCUCGGCCAGUUAGGAAAUUGCUCUAGCUCUCACUUAUGUCAGGGUUCAAAUCUCUCCCUGCCCUCUGCUCAAAGCCUGCACAUCAAGUCCGAACCUGUUUCUCCUCCUAGAGAUCGCACCAGCAGCACGGGGGGCUACGGUGGGGUACCACCCCCCCAGAUCCCCUCGUCCCGCCAGGACUCGGGACUCCCCGUUGAUAGCCUGAGCAGUUGUAGCAGCUCCCAUGAGGGCAGCGACCGUGAUGAGCACAGGAAUGAGUUCCACUCACCUCUGGGACUGACCCGGCCCACCAUGGACGAGCGCGAGAGCCCCUCCAUCAAACGGGUGCGCCUGUCAGAAGGAUGGGCCACAUGAUAGCUCUGUCCUCUCCCCGGCAGUACCCCGAGUUACCCUGAGCCCCCGACAACGCAGCGUUACGAUGCCCCCCAAGUCAGCUCCUCUUCCUCCUCUCACCUAAUAUCACGAGUCACUCAACCACCCAGCCCCAUGGCCUCUCUCCUUUUAUCUCUUUAACGCUGAAGGAAAGAAAAGGGACAGCCCUUUUCAGAAACAUGUUUGUAAUUUCUUUUCCUUUUUAUUUUAUUUUUGCUGAGUGUGUGUGCUAUACAUAUUGACAUUAUAUAAACCAGUGGGGUGUUUUAAUGGGGGUUUGGGCGGGUGGGUGUUGGUUGGGAUGGCAUCUGGGGUUAUUUCUGUUGGGGAACUAUGCAUAAAAUGUAUUGUGUGUGGAUAAAAAGAAUCACGUAUGCAUAUAUAUUUACACGUGUGUGUAUGUGUACAUAUAUGCAUAUCAACAAAUAAACAAAAAAAAUAGUCAGGUACUCUGUUUCAUAAAACGUACUUACACUUUGCCUCAGCGAUAUAUCAGUGACUUAGAGACAAAAAAGACAAAAAAAAACAUUAACAUGAGAGUGAGUGUGUCCAAUGGAAAACACCUUAGCACUUGAGUUGGACAAACAAUACAUGUGUACAGUGUCGGUUUCAUUGCUAUAUACCUUCUCUGCAGUUCUCCCUUGCAAAAAUGUGUGUUAACAUUAGAUGAUGUCAUGUUGCAGGUUCAACGUAUUUAUGUAAAUAGAGGGUCAAGGGGGGAAGGGCAGGGGUCAAAAGUUGCCAGACAUUACAAGAUUUAUUUACUCACUAAAUGAAAAAGCUAUUAUGCAACAUUUGAAGAAUUGUACAGGUAAACAGGCAGACCCAAUGGUAGACGUGUGGAACCUUUGAUGAUCUUAGCGCUCCCCUUAACGAACGGAGCUGAGCGAGGACCACCCUUUGAUCUAAGAGCUGCGUUAGUGUAAUCAAGAAAACUCUGGAUCUAGUAUUAAUAUUCAGUAUUAAUAAACAAAAAAAGGAAAAAUAAAAAACAAUUGUACGAUACACUUGCUUAUAUUUUCAUAUGAAAGGAACACAAUGCAAAGCAUUUUUGUGGCUUUUUGUAGUUUCUAUAAGCCAGAAUGUGUUUUUUGAUAGCUUUGCUAAUGAGAGAUGGAUAGUUCACCCAGAGAGGAAUUGACAGGGCGUCGCUGCCCUAAGCCAUUAAAGACAGACUGAGAUCCAAUGCUUUGCUGAACUGUUUUAUCUUUGUAGAGGUUUGUUUUUAAACGUGUAUUUCUAAUUAUAUAUAAUAAUGGUAAUAUUAAGAUUCUUUAAAAAAAUCUGUGAAAUUAACAUGCUUGUGUAUAGCUUUCUAAUAUAUAAAUAUAUAUACUAAUGAUU
Molecule: messenger RNA, 3331 nt
Organism: Anoplopoma fimbria (sablefish)
Lineage: Eukaryota; Metazoa; Chordata; Actinopteri; Perciformes; Anoplopomatidae
Gene: mef2cb
Product: myocyte enhancer factor 2cb
Biological process (GO): heart development; cell differentiation; positive regulation of transcription by RNA polymerase II
Molecular function (GO): protein dimerization activity; RNA polymerase II cis-regulatory region sequence-specific DNA binding; histone deacetylase binding
Source: RefSeq, a predicted model, not a curated record